This is a messenger RNA of Neurospora hispaniola, 1614 nucleotides long. Its product is annotated as PLC-like phosphodiesterase. Lineage: Eukaryota; Fungi; Ascomycota; Sordariomycetes; Sordariales; Sordariaceae. Gene Ontology annotation, biological process: lipid metabolic process. The transcript has 2 exons. Gene Ontology annotation, molecular function: phosphoric diester hydrolase activity. The coding region runs from base 1 to 1614 and encodes 537 amino acids. The record is from RefSeq and is a predicted model, not a curated record.
AUGCACCAGGAAUCAAAACCUGGGCGCUCGCCGCUCUUCUCUGCGCCAGUUCCUCAAAGUCUUCCUCAUCUUCCCUCACCGACACUGGCAGCGGCAUCCACGCCCUCAUCAUCACCACGGCGCUUCAAGCGCUUUCGCGGCCUACUACCCACAACCUCCUACCGCGCGGUCCUCAGCUCCGUAUGCAUCAUGGCCGUCCUCUUCUGGGUCCUUCACCUCCUCUUCUUCUCCCUCCUUACAGACCUCACCACUGGCAACCCAUUAUCCACCUCUCCUUCCCCAUCACAACCUGGAGAAGAAGAAGACUCCUCCUCAGUAGCCGACCUGGCCCUCCAAAAGAUCCUCGGUGACGGCCGCCAAAUCUUCGGCACCUUCCCUUCCUCCUUCAACAAGUCAGCAGCCUCCAAGCGUCGCGCACAAUGGAUGACCCCUCUCCCGGACUCCCUGCCGCUCACCCGCCUCAGAGCCAUUCCGGGAACCCACGACAGCGCAACCUGGAACUUUACUACUGAGACGAGGAACUCGAUCCCUUCUAAUCCGAGUUACUUGCCGGCUGAAUGGUUUAGGUGUCAGAAGAAGAGUAUUUUGGAAUCCUUGGAGGCAGGGGUGAGGUUCUUUGAUUUGCGGUAUGCUGCGUUGGAUACAGGUACGGGUGGGAGUGGUAAAGGGGGAGGACAAGGGACGAGACUGGUGUUUUGGCAUAAGAUGGCUUUGUUGAGUGAGGUGGCGACGGUGGAGGAUGUUUUGUUUGGGUUUUAUAAGUGGUUGGAGGAGAGGGGAGCGGGGGAGGUGGUGAUGAUUAGUUUGCAGUAUGAGCACCCAACCCGCUCCCACGCCUCCAACACCCCACAAGUCCAACGCCUCCUUCAUUCCCUCCUCACCACCCCGGCCGCCCGCCGCUUCAUCUACCCAUCACACUCCCUCCCGCCCACUUUGGGAGACGCCCGUGGCAAGAUCGUCCUCCUCAAACGCUUCGACCUGCCCGACUUGCCUCUCGAUCAACAGCUGGCUGUACCGGGACUCAACUUUUCUCCUAGCCUAUGGCCGGAGAACAAUAGAGGGUUUGAGUUGGUUUAUAACCAACUUGACGUGGGUGACGGAGAUCAGAGCAAGGGAGUAGAAGAGGAGAAAAGGAGAAAUGAGACGGCGUAUAUAGAGGACUACUUUGAACCUAACGACCUGCCGAGUGGGAUGAAUGGAAGUGUGACGGAGAAUGUGAUGGCCAAGUGGGAGGCUGUGGAGGGCCAUUUACGGGCUGCGGCGGCUGCUGGUGCUGCUGCGAGCGGUCCCGGGGCAGGACUGGGUGCACGCGGGGAGGAUGAUGAGGAUGAUGGGUUGUGGAUCACGUUCACCUCGGGGGAACAUGUAUUGAAUGAACCGAACAUUACGCCGGAGGUUAUGGCGCUUGGCCCGGAAGAACAACGGCAAGGUGUCCCCAAGGUGACUGGCGGUGGAACGGUGAAAGGAGGAGUUAACGAAAAGUUGUUGGCGUUGUUGAAGGAUGAUGGGCCGGACGGGUUAAAGGGGAAGAGGUUGGGAGUUGUGGUGAUGGAUUUCUGGGAGAUGGAAGGGGAGGGGGAUUUGAUUGGGGCGUUGUUGGGAUUGGAUGGUUAG